This is a messenger RNA of Aedes aegypti (yellow fever mosquito), 846 nucleotides long. Its product is annotated as glycine-rich protein DOT1-like. The record is from RefSeq and is a predicted model, not a curated record. The transcript has 3 exons. Bases 1 to 846 code for a protein of 281 amino acids. NCBI's taxonomy places the organism in Eukaryota, Metazoa, Arthropoda, Insecta, Diptera, Culicidae.
AUGUUUCAUGGUAUGGGAGUAGUUUCACAAUUGCAGGGCGGUGGUGGAGGUGUAGUGGUAUCGCAAUCACAUGGUGGCGGUGGAGGUGGAGUAGUGUCGCAGUCACAUGGUGGUGGUGGAGGCGGCGUUGUUGUGCAAUCACAUGGAGGUGGUGGAGGCGGUAUAGUAGUGCAAUCACAUGGUAGAGGUGGAGGUGGAGUAGUAUCGCAGUCACAUGGAGGUGGUGGAGGCGGUGUAGUAGUGCAAUCACAAGGCGGUGGAGGUAGCGGUGUAGUAGUACAAUCGCAUGGAGGUGGUGGAGGUGGAGUAGUGUCGCAGUCACACGGAGGUGGAGGAGGCGGUGUUGUGGUGCAAUCACAUGGAGGUGGUGGAGGAGGAGUAGUUUCGCAGUCACAUGGUGGUGGUGGAGGCGGCGUAGUAGUGCAAUCACAUGGAGGUGGCGGAGGCGGCGUAGUAGUGCAAUCACACGGAGGUGGCGGAGGCGGUGUAGUAGUACAAUCACAUGGCGGUGGUGGAGGUGGUGUAGUAGUGCAAUCACAAGGAGGCGGUGGAGGCGUAGUGGUAUCACAAUCACACGGUGGUGGUGGAGGUGUAGUCGUAUCGCAAUCACAAGGCGGUGGUGGAGGCGGUGUAGUAAUGCAAUCACAUGGCGGCGGUGGUGGCGGUGUAGUAGUGCAAUCACACAGAGGUGGCGGAGGCGGUGUAGUAGUACAACCACAUGGCGGUGGUGGAGGUGGUGUAGUGGUGCAAUCACAAGAAGGCGGUGGAGGCGUAGUGGUAUCACAAUCACACGGUGGUGGUGGAGGUGUAGUCGUAUCGCAAUCACAAGGCGGCGUAUUGGUGUAA